AUGUCUUCUCUCAAGUUCACCGCCUUGGCCUUUGUGGCUCUCUUCAUGCUGCUCUCAGGUAAAUACACUUUAGACGUCACUGUCCUCAGAACAUCAGACCAGAGCCAGGACCAGAGCCAGGACCAGAGCCUGAAGCUGCUCCUCUUCCUCCUCAAGCUGCUCCUCUUCCUCCUCAAGCUGCUCCUCUUCCUCCUCAAGCUGCUCCUCUUCCUCCUCAAGCUGCUGAGGGUCCACUUGCAAGAGAGAAGAGAAUUUUUUGGCUGCUCGGCUGAAGACACGUCUCACAACAUGCCCUGA
Knipowitschia caucasica is the source of this 297-nucleotide messenger RNA. Lineage: Eukaryota; Metazoa; Chordata; Actinopteri; Gobiiformes; Gobiidae. The record is from the annotation of a GenBank genome assembly.